UUACGCCGGAUGUAAUAUCGUGCACGCGAAGAAGAAGGGCGUAUAUUAACAAACAAGCAGGCGAAAGCAAAAGACAAAUUAAAAAUCCGGGGAGGCGUACUUUAGCCGUCCGCCAUUUCCAUCGCUCUCUCUUUCUCGUUCUUCUCUCUGCUCAUCACUAUAACGACGGCCUCUCUCAUCUGCAUCAUUUGAUCUGAUUCGAUGGCGGCACCACCUGCUAGGGCUAGAGCUGAUUACGAUUACCUCAUCAAGCUUCUCCUUAUCGGUGACAGCGGUGUUGGUAAAAGUUGUUUGCUUUUGAGGUUCUCUGAUGGCUCUUUCACCACUAGCUUCAUCACCACCAUUGGGAUUGAUUUUAAGAUAAGAACUAUUGAGCUUGAUGGCAAACGCAUCAAGCUCCAGAUUUGGGAUACUGCUGGUCAAGAACGUUUUCGAACCAUCACCACUGCUUAUUACCGAGGGGCAAUGGGCAUUUUGCUGGUGUAUGAUGUCACUGACGAGUCAUCCUUCAACAACAUUAGGAACUGGAUUCGUAACAUUGAACAGCACGCUUCGGAUAAUGUCAACAAGAUCUUGGUAGGCAACAAGGCCGAUAUGGACGAGAGCAAGAGGGCUGUACCAAAAGCAAAGGGUCAAGCACUUGCUGAUGAAUAUGGGAUCAAGUUCUUUGAAACAAGUGCCAAAACAAAUCUAAAUGUCGAAGAAGUUUUCUUCUCGAUAGCAAAGGACAUUAAGCAGAGACUCUCAGAUACCGACUCCAGGGCAGAGCCUUCGACGAUUAAGAUCGGCCAAACAGACCAGGCAGCUGGAGCUGGUCAGGCUACGCAAAAGUCUGCAUGCUGUGGAACUUAAAAAGUCCCAAAAUUUCUGAAGGUGAAAAAGAAAAACAGAUUGAUCUUGGGUGCUUUUGUAGUUCUUUUUACUUUGAUGAUUUGGGUUUAAGUUGGCAUUCUUAGCUUGUUUAUGAUGGUAAUAGAAUCUUGAAGAAAUCGUUCGUUCGUUCUCAGAUAGAUUCGAUCUCUGAAGUUGAUUCUAUGGCAAAAUUGUUAAAACUCAAAUCUCGUUAUUGUCUUUUGCUUUC
Molecule: messenger RNA, 1081 nt
Organism: Brassica oleracea var. oleracea
Lineage: Eukaryota; Viridiplantae; Streptophyta; Magnoliopsida; Brassicales; Brassicaceae
Product: ras-related protein RABE1c-like
Exons: 9
Coding region: 202-852 (216 amino acids)
Biological process (GO): protein secretion; regulation of exocytosis
Cellular component (GO): plasma membrane
Molecular function (GO): GTPase activity; GTP binding
Source: RefSeq, a predicted model, not a curated record